Podospora pseudopauciseta is the source of this 1854-nucleotide messenger RNA. RefSeq lists its product as uncharacterized. The record is from RefSeq and is a predicted model, not a curated record. The transcript is spliced from 3 exons. Lineage: Eukaryota; Fungi; Ascomycota; Sordariomycetes; Sordariales; Podosporaceae. Bases 615 to 1730 code for a protein of 371 amino acids. Gene Ontology annotation, molecular function: zinc ion binding; oxidoreductase activity.
UUCUUUUAAUAUAGCGUGCCAGACUUCAAACGGCUAGUGUGCGUCAGCGUGCCUUAUCCGCUUUAAGGUCGUGGUCCCGUGACUUGGCUGUCAUUUCGCGCCGGAUGGCCCGAGCUGCCGGUCCAAUAAACCCAAGCUGGCCAACGUGACCCCCUGCCACAUCCAGCAAUUUCGUGGCCCCAAAACAAACCUCCUCCCACCACCACCCCGACCGCGGACUUUUGAGCAGAAAAAAAUCGAGAGCUGCUGUGCGAACGCGAUGCCGCCGAUCCACCGAAGUUUCCAGCCAAACAGACAGCGGACCCCUUGCCGGAUUGCGACACUUGCAGAGCAGCUCGUCGGGCACAGCAUGGGGUUGGGAUGAACACGACUGAAAGAGGGGGGUGGGUUUGGCGGUUUAUGCGGGGGAAGGGGGGAUGCCAUCGACGACCCUGGGCGCGAACUGAAGCCGACCGAGAUGGGGCUACCCACUCGAUAAUGUCUACUCGUCCGGUCCCAAAGCGGGAAAUCCAGCCAACUACUGUUCAUCUCAUCCACCCCGUCCUUUCCUUCGCAAGAGAGAUAGCGAUACCCCAUACAGAUCUACCAUCACAUCCAUAAGCCAGCUAGCCAACAUGUCCCGCACCACCACUGCCCUCGUUGCCCCCGAGCUCAACGGCAAGUUUGAGCUUCGCGAAGUCUACCUCGAUGCCCUCCAGGCCGAUGAGGUUCUCGUAGAGAUCCAGGCCUCCGGUCUCUGCCACACCGAUCUGUCAUGCGCCGUUGGCAUCUUGCCAUGCCGCCCCAACGCUGUUCUUGGUCAUGAGGGUGGUGGUGUCGUCGUCCAGACUGGUUCCGCUGUCUCCCAUGUCCAGCCCGGUGACAAAGUCCUCCUCUCUUUUACUCACUGCGAGACAUGUGCUGCUUGCACAUCCGGCCACCCGGCCUACUGCCACACCUUCAACGACCGCAACUUUGGCGGCGCCCGCCCAGAUGGCUCCUCUGCCAUGCUCACCAAGCCCGGGGGUGAGCCCAUUUACAGCACAUUCUUUGGACAGUCUUCCUUUGCCAGACACUCUCUUGUCCACCGGUCAUCUGUGGUCAGGGUCCCUGCUGAGACAGACCUUGCCCUCUAUGCCCCGUUGGGCUGCGGCAUGCAGACUGGCGCCGGCGCCGUGUUGAACUCUCUCAACGUCAAGGAGGGCAGCACUGUUGCUGUGUUUGGUGUUGGGUCGGUCGGCAUGGCUGCGGUCAUGGCUGCUGCCAAGAUCAGAAAGGCGAGAAUCGUCAUUGCUGUUGACCUGCAGCAGUCGAGGCUUGAUUUGGCCAAGGAGCUGGGCGCCACUCACGGUGUGCUUGGUAACGCCAAGGAUGUCGUGCAGCAGAUUCGGGAUAUCUGCCAGUCGAACGGCUGCGACUACGCCGUUGAUGCCACCGGUGUGCCGUUUGUGAUCAAGACCAUGAUUGACUCUCUGGGUACUCUCGGCAGAGCUUCCACUGUAGGUGCUCCCGGUCCUGGCAACAACGUUGCUGUUGACAUCAUGGACCACUUGACCUAUGGCAAGGAGUACGUCGGGUGCUGUGAGGGUGACAGCUUGCCCAAGGAGUUUGUGCCCUAUCUCAUCGAGCAGCAUCAAAAGGGCAACUUCCCGCUCGACAGGUUCAUCAAGUACUACGACUUCAAGGACUACGAGAAAGCCAUUGAGGAUAGCAAGACUGGUAGCGCCAUCAAGGCUGUUCUCAAGUGGUGAGGGGAGGAGGAAAAAGGGGGGAUGAACGAGAUAUGACAUGAUAUACAUACCAGAAUAUUUUAGUACACUUUAAUGAAGACGAAGAUGAAUUGACAUGUUCAGUGCCGCAAGAAGAGGGAGGUUG